CGAUGCCGAACCGUGACGAACGAGCGCCUUCCUCUCGCCGUGGUGCCGAAGAACACGGAUACUCUAGAAGUGGUAGAACAGGAUCAAGGCAAGAGUAUCAAAAUCGUGACAGAGAAGAACGUGACUCAGACAGACGUACCUCAAGACGAUCUUUAUCACCGGCGCGCCAUCGAUCAUCCAAAGGUGAUCGUCGUAGCCGCUCCCCUGAGAGGCGAGAUGGUCGGAGCCGCGUAGAUCGACCACGAGAGCUUGAACCUCAUCGAUCCUCUCCGCCACGCCAUCUUCGCUCACGACCUCGCUCUCAAAGUCCACCAGCUCAAUCCGUUUCUUUAUCAGCACCGCAAGCAGCAUUAGGAGACGAAGAACCUGAACCUGAACCUUCCGAAGCACCAAACUUUGCACCCUCAGGAAAACUUGCGGCUGAGACGAAAACAGUGAACGGUGUAGUUCUCAAGUAUCAUGAACCCCCAGAAGCUCGUAAACCAAGCAAAAAUUGGCGAUUGUACGUUUUUAAGGGGAAAGAGCAAUUGGAUGUAUUACAUGUACAUCGACAAUCGGCGUAUCUGUUCGGACGUGAUCGACUCGUAGUUGACAUACCCAUCGAUCAUCCAUCAAGCUCAAAACAGCAUGCCGUUUUACAAUUCCGACUAGUGCAGACCCGCAAUGAAUUCGGAGAUACGAAGAGUUUAGUAAACCUGAUCUUGGUCAUUAACGUGUUUGCCCAUAAUUCUAGACCGUUCAUCAUCGACCUCGAGUCAGCCAAUGCGACGUUUGUCAAUGGGGAGAAAAUUCCACAAGCCAGAUAUUUCGGGCUGGAAUCGGGUGACGUGAUCAAAUUUGGGCUCAGCACCCGUGAAUACGUCCUCAUUCCUGAGACCUAG
Messenger RNA from Melampsora larici-populina 98AG31, 881 nucleotides. RefSeq lists its product as uncharacterized. Gene Ontology annotation, biological process: mRNA splicing, via spliceosome; maintenance of RNA location. Lineage: Eukaryota; Fungi; Basidiomycota; Pucciniomycetes; Pucciniales; Melampsoraceae. The transcript has 3 exons. Gene Ontology annotation, cellular component: nucleus. Gene Ontology annotation, molecular function: protein binding; mRNA binding. The annotation marks the transcript as partial. The record is from RefSeq and is a predicted model, not a curated record.